CAAAUCGUAAAACAUCAAUACAAAUAAUUCAAAAUACGUAAAAUUUCGCGAGAAACUUCUGCUGCCCAGUGCUGGUGUCGUAGCAGGCAGCUUUUGGGGGCCAUUUGCUAAAUUGAAAUCAGCUGGCAGCUGAGACGUAAAUAAAUUUACGUAAAUAACAGUAAACAGUCCGAAUUAUCACAGAAACCGAUGGCACUGCGCGGUUCCCACCGGCUGGACGAUUUCAUCCGGCGCUGCAGUGCGCUCACCCUGUUCCACAGUCAGGCUCCCAGCCGGAGAGUGAGCCACUGCGGCAGGGAUCGGCGGCAACAGCAGGACCCGCCGGGACAGGGCCGUCAGGAGCAGCAGGAGAGCGGCGGCGGACACUGGAGCAGGUUCGGCUGGCGCAGUCUGAUCCGUUUCUUCGUGCCCUUCUCUCUCGGGGCGGUGGCCAGCUCGCUGGUCAUCAAGCGGGAGGAGCUGACGCCCACGAUCACGGCCAAGGCGAUGAGCGGCCGCCGGCGGGACUUCAACUUCAUAGCGGACGUGGUGGCUGGCUGCGCGGACUCCGUGGUCUACAUAGAGAUCAAGGACACGCGGCACUUCGACUACUUCAGCGGCCAGCCCAUCACGGCCUCCAACGGCUCUGGCUUCAUCAUCGAGCAGAACGGCCUGAUCCUCACGAACGCCCACGUGGUAAUCAACAAGCCGCACACGAUGGUCCAGGUGCGACUCUCCGACGGCAGGACCUUCCCCGCCACCAUCGAGGACGUGGACCAGACCUCCGACCUGGCGACCCUCCGAAUCCAGGUGAGCAACCUGUCGGUGAUGCGCCUGGGCAAGAGCAGCACGCUGCGCUCCGGCGAGUGGGUGGUGGCCCUGGGCAGCCCGCUGGCCCUAAGUAACACGGUCACGGCCGGAGUAAUAAGUUCCACGCAGCGAGCGUCGCAGGAACUCGGCCUGCGGAAUCGGGACAUCAACUACUUGCAGACGGACGCGGCCAUCACGUUCGGCAACUCCGGGGGGCCGCUGGUCAACCUGGAUGGCGAGGCCAUUGGCGUGAACUCGAUGAAGGUGACGGCCGGCAUCAGCUUCGCCAUUCCCAUCGACUAUGUGAAGGUGUUCCUGGAGCGGGCGGCCGAGCGCCGGAAGAAGGGCGCCGCCUACAAGACCGGCUAUCCGGUGAAGCGCUACAUGGGCAUAACCAUGCUGACCCUGACGCCGGACAUCCUGUUCGAGCUGAAGUCGCGGAGUCAGAACAUGCCCAGCAACCUCACCCACGGGGUGCUGGUGUGGAAGGUGAUUGUGGGCUCCCCGGCGCACAGUGGCGGCCUCCAGCCCGGCGACAUCGUGACCCACAUAAACAAGAAGGAGAUCAAGAACUCCUCAGACGUCUACGACGCUCUGGCCGACAACAGCAAGCACCUGGACAUUGUGAUCCUGCGCGGGGUGAAGCAAAUGCACGUAACCAUCACUCCGGAGGAUCCCUAAUGAAGGCUGAAUCCUAGCACCCACCUGCCCCCACUGUCCCCGCUCCCACUCCCACGCCCUCCUCCCCAUCUCCCCUGUUGUUCUAGACCAAUGACGAGAUUGUGUUCCUUUGUUUUGAAAUACAUAUAUUUGUAGAAGAAACUAAUGCCGGAGCCCGCUCGGUCCUGCCUAUAUUUGUCGCUGGCUAACGAGCUGGGCCAUUUGCAUAGAUCGCUGUGAACGGACUCGCUAUCGGAGCGGGCCUGGACCUGGUGCCCAUAAUAAAUGUAUCUCUUACCGGCCGCGUCCAUUUCCGAGCCCGAACAUCAUCGAUUUCUCUUUCGCGGCCUCUCCAUGUGCGUGCCGGCGAUCCCAUCCGACGACGACAAAAAUGUAUUUACGCUAAUUGAAAUAUCUUGCGUUGCGAUCAAUCGAUGCCAUAUUUUUUAUAGGCCAACCUCGGCUGCAGCUCCUCGACGGCGUCUUCGAAAACGAAAUGCAAAUUUCAAUAAAUUUAUGCAACUGUA
Molecule: messenger RNA, 1976 nt
Organism: Drosophila ananassae
Lineage: Eukaryota; Metazoa; Arthropoda; Insecta; Diptera; Drosophilidae
Gene: HtrA2
Product: serine protease HTRA2, mitochondrial
Exons: 3
Coding region: 190-1470 (426 amino acids)
Biological process (GO): positive regulation of apoptotic process; proteolysis; programmed cell death
Molecular function (GO): protein binding; serine-type endopeptidase activity
Source: RefSeq, a predicted model, not a curated record